AUGUUAGAAUCAUUAUCAAAAGGUUUAAUUGUUGAUCCUUUACCUAAUCACCCAGGUAUUGAUCUAUCUGUACCUCAUGCACCAGGUAGACCUGUUAAAUUGGAUUCAUUUGAUAAAAAAUUGGCAAUAAAAAAUGCACUUAGAUAUUUUCCAACAAUACAUCAUCAAGUAUUGGGAAAGGAAUUUUUAGAUGAAUUGGAUAAGUAUGGUCACAUUUAUAUGUAUAGAUUUAGACCAAUCGAUUAUGAAAUGAAGGCAUAUCCAAUUGAUAUGUAUCCAGCCAAAUGCAAGCAAGCAGCAUCGAUCAUGUUGAUGAUUAUGAAUAAUCUAGACAAGGAAGUUGCUCAAUUUCCUCAUGAAUUGAUCACCUAUGGUGGCAAUGGUUCAGUCUUUUCAAAUUGGGCUCAAUAUCAUCUCAUUAUGAAAUAUCUCUCUCAAAUGACUGAUCAUCAAACACUAUCAAUGUAUUCUGGUCAUCCAAUGGGCCUCUUUCCAAGUUUACCUUCUUCUCCAAGAUUAAUCAUUACAAAUGGAAUGGUUAUUCCGAAUUAUUCUUCUCGUCAAGAUUAUGAAAAAAUGUAUGCAAUUGGAGUAACACAAUAUGGACAAAUGACAGCAGGUAGUUAUUGUUAUAUUGGACCACAAGGUAUCGUUCAUGGUACAACUAUAACAUUGUUGAAUGCUGGUAGAAAGUAUUUAUCGAUUGAAAGUUUGGCCGGUAAAUUAUUUAUCACUUCUGGUCUUGGUGGUAUGAGUGGUGCUCAAGCCAAGGCUGCUGUCAUUUGUGGAGCUAUUGGUGUUGUAGCUGAAGUUAGUCUUGAUGCUGUAACCAAACGUCAUAAACAAGGUUGGGUUAUGGAAGUAUACAGCGAUCUUGACGAAUUAAUUAAUCGUAUCAAAUUGGCCAAAAUUGAAAAGAAACCACUCUCUAUUGCCUAUCAUGGUAAUGUUGUUGACCUUUGGGAAAAGUUGGCACAAUCAGAUGUAGACGUUGAAUUGGGUUCUGAUCAAACCUCUCUUCACAAUCCAUUCAAUGGUGGUUAUUAUCCAGUUGACAUUACAUUUGAACAAUCAAAUGAAAUGAUGGUCAAAAAUCCAACAGAAUUUAAAUUGCUCGUUGAAAAGAGUUUGGUUCGUCAUGCAGAGGCAAUCAAUACAUUGUCUGCACGUGGAAUGAAAUUUUGGGAUUAUGGAAAUAGUUUCCUUUUGGAAUGUAAACGUGCCAAAGCAAAUAUAAUGAAAAAUGAAAGAGAAUUUCUUUAUCCAUCCUAUGUACAAGAUAUUAUGGGUGAUAUAUUUUCACUUGGUUUUGGUCCAUUCCGUUGGGUUUGUACUUCAAAUGAUCCAACUGACCUCGAAAAAACAGAUACCAUUUCUCGCCAAGUCAUUGAACGUUUACGUAAUGGUGAUAUUCCAAACAACGUCCAUCAACAAUACAAUGAUAAUCAUCUUUGGAUUUCUCAAGCUGGUCAACAUCGUCUUGUUGUCGGCUCGCAAGCUCGUAUUCUCUAUUCAGAUUGUAUUGGUCGUGUAGAAAUUGCUAUUGCCUUUAACAAUGCUGUCAAAGAUGGUACUCUUAAAGCACCAGUCGUCAUUAGUCGUGAUCAUCACGAUGUAUCUGGUACUGACGCACCUUGGAGAGAAACUAGUAAUAUUGUCGAUGGCUCUCAAUUUUGUGCAGACAUGGCAGUUCAAAACUUUGUUGGUGAUGCUCAUCGUGGUGCUACUUGGAUUUCACUUCACAAUGGUGGUGGAACUGGUUGGGGUGAAGCUAUCAAUGGUGGUUUUGGUCUUGUCCUCGAUGGCUCUGCCGAUGCAGAUAGCCGUGCUCGUAUGAUGCUCGCUUGGGAUGUAAAUAAUGGUAUCGCUCGUAGAUCUUGGAGUUACAAUGAUAACGCUGAAGCUACCAUUAAUAGAGCUAUGCAACAUGAUCCAUUGUUGCAAGUUACGAUUCCAAAUCAUACAAAUGAUCAAUUGUUGUUGGAUUUGGGACUUUAA
Messenger RNA from Cavenderia fasciculata, 1998 nucleotides. RefSeq names its product urocanate hydratase (gene uroc1). Lineage: Eukaryota; Evosea; Eumycetozoa; Acytosteliales; Cavenderiaceae. Gene Ontology annotation, biological process: L-histidine catabolic process. The transcript has 3 exons. Gene Ontology annotation, molecular function: urocanate hydratase activity. The coding region runs from base 1 to 1998 and encodes 665 amino acids. The record is from RefSeq and is a predicted model, not a curated record.